UUAUGAGAUUUUUUCAACGUAUAUGCAUUCUUAAUAGACAUAGGACGCAUCGUGCUUAACGGGGCAUUAUAGUUUGCUCUGGCCGCUCUAUCAGCCAAUACAGUCCCUCGCUCAAUAUUUCUCCCGUAUGUUACCCCAUGCAUUAUUUUUUGCACAGGUUUUUGAUCUUGUAAUUCGAAAACCGAGAUUAAAUAAAAACAUUUUGCAAUUUUUCCUGAUUCGUCUCAUCUCGUCAUAGAGUAUGUGUGCCGGGAAGCCACCACCACACAUACUUUUCCCAUUGGAAACCACUAAAAACAUAAACAACUCCAGAUGAAUUUUGCAGUUUUUUGCAAAAAAUUCAAAAUUCCCACCAAAGCUCGUGAACUUUUUACCCCACCGAGUUCAUCAGUUUCGCCACUAUGUGAUUUAUGAGGAUUAGAAUAACAUAAAAUAUUGUCAACUCUUAAACCCGAGUACCUGAGUCAUGCAAACGGCUUUUCCACCUCCUACCCUGUCAAAGGAAUAGUGUAUGGUCGAAAUAGCAGGCAGAUGAUAAAUUUGAUCUGUAGUAGAAAUUUAACACGGUUUGUCAAUGUUAUCUUUUUAAUCGACGGUGGAUCGCCAAACACAUUUUUAUCUUACAAGGCCAUGAAAGCCAUCGCGCCCGAAUGUGAAGUCCUGCAAGCGAUGCAUAUUUACAUUCACACGCCAUCAGCGGUAACAAUAUGUAAUCUCUCCCGCGGCCACUUUGAGGAAAUCAAUAUACUUGGCACUGAUUUCUUUAAAAAAUUGCGACUUAAGACGGUCAUAAAUUAUUCGAAGGACACGGUAACAAUUUUUGAAACCGGGAAGGUUAUUUGAUGAUUUCCGAGCCGGUGCAUCUGCACAAUCGGUACAUAUAAAGUUGGGAGUAAUAUCAUGUGAGAACGUACAGGAACAUUUGUGAGUUAAUUGGAAAGUUUACUGGAUAUCAUGGAGAUCAUGAGUAUAAACUCCUAGAGUUUGAUGGGGAGACCAAUUGGCGACUGAUUAUCUCAUGGCUUCUUUCAGUGGAGGGGGUGGAGGUCACCCACCACCAGUGCCAGCUCAUUCUUGGCAAAGUGGACAGUACAGUCCUUCAAACAGCGGUGGCGGGGCUGGGGACGGGCAAGUACAUCAUCAAGUCUCUUCACAGCAUAAGAAGACCGACCAUCAAAAGAACAAGACUCAUGAAACAGUGGUGAACAUGUUAUCAAUGUUGACUUUAGGUGUGGAGGACACUUCAUAUGACCCGGGGGAUACUAGCCCUUCAACAUCCUCUUCCAGAAAUGACUAUGGAGCCGCAGACAACCAGAGGAUGCUCUUGUUAAGCAUGGCCAAUACUCCGGAGAGCUGUUUAACCCUUCGCAGAGCUGGAUGCAUUCCUUUGCUCGUGGAGUUGAUUCAUCCCCCGAGAGAGACGGAGGGGAUGCAUCCUCCAGAAAUUAUUCAAGUCAGAGCUGCACGAGCGCUCAAAAACAUUGUACAAUUCAAUCCGGACGAGAAAGAGAAAAAGAAAGAGCUUCGAGUUUUGAGACAUUUGGAGGGGAUUCGCCUCUUCACGGAAGCUGUGAAAGGGCUGCUGAAGAAGCAGAAGAGUGAUGCGGAGCAAGAACAGGAUUCUGAAGAAAAGCGAGCUACGACUGCGUCCUCGGAAAAUAUUCAGCAUCCAACGACCAGUCUAGCAGCAAUAAUGAGGUCGUCCUAUGACGAACAGCAUCGUUUCACAAUGUGUCUUCUAGGAGCGAUUCAUGCUCUGGCUGAUCUUACAGUGUCGGACCAUCUCAUUCACGGGAAUGAUUAUCAAAAUAUGAAAGAAGACUGUAUAAAUUUACGUCGCCAUACCGGCAUGGCACUAACCAACCUUACCGUCUAUGACAAAACGAAUAAAGCUCUUCUCUGCGGAAUGAAGGAUUUUUUAAUGUGCCUCGUGAACCAGUUGGAGUGUGACAACGAAGACAUUUGUAAAAUUAGUGCCAGUGUCUUACGUAACUUGUCAUGUCGGGUGGACAGCGCUUCAAUGGCGGCUUUGAGCGAGGUUUCUCCCUGCUCGAAAUUAAUGCUCGCUGCAAUGAAGUGUCAAAAGGAAACAACACUCAAAGCAAACCUGGGCGCAGUUUGGAACCUUUCGGCACAGUCUUCUAAAAAUAUGGCGGACAUUAGUAUGGCAGCUGACGACGCUUUACCCUUUCUAAUUUCUCUCAUGAAACUGAACAACCCCAUGAUGAAAGAGAUGAAAAAUCCAAUGACAAUAAUCGAACACUCGUCUGGUAUACUUCGCAAUAUUUCCGGACAUCUCCGUGCUUCUCCCAGCCUGAAGAAAAUCCUGAGAGAAAAUCAUUGCUAUGAAAUUCUGUUGGAUCAUCUCAAGUCAAGCAGCAUGCUUGUUGUUGGCAAUGCGUGCGGAACAUUGUGUAGCCUUUCAGGAGGACCCGAAUGCGAGGAAGAUCAGCGUAAAUUAUUGGAUCUCAAUGCAAUUCCAAUGCUCAAAAGUUUGGUAUACUCGAAAGACCAAAGAAUUUCACAAGGAUCCAGCACCGCUUUGCGUAACCUCUUGUCGUCCAAAUUCGCAAAGGAAUAUACUCCAAAUCUUGACUCAAGACUUAGUGCACAAAUCUAUACUACUACUAAUACAACUACUUCCAGUGGUCAUCACUCUGCUCCACCUGGUUCAGACCGUAGCGGCAGCUACAUGAACAUACAGCAAGCUCACAAAUCACAAAGUUCGGAUUCUAACCAAAAUGAAAAUGAUCACGGAAAUGGAAAUUCUUCUUCAGGGAAAAAUAAUGUUUUCAAUAAUCAGCAGCAACCGCACACCAGAAUUAUACAGCCAGAACCUCCCCUAGCCCAUCAGCAAUCUACGUCAUCGGCUGCGAGCCUAUUUCAACCAAGAACGUCUAGUGCCAAUUCUGGUAGUCGGAUUCAAAAUCCUGUCGUCCAAUUCCAUAACCAUCCACCCCUUUCAUUGCCACUCGGAGGAGGAUACAGAAAUAGGCCAUCGACUAUAAAUUACAAUGACACUGAACCGCUCGACUUGACCAUUACUUCUGCAAAAUCUUCCCCCAUCCAUAUCAUAUCUGCAGCAGAAUUCGCCGACAUGGGGAAUCAUCAUCAUCAACAGCAGCAACAUAAACUGGGGAGAGGGAAUCCCGCUGAUGGAGGACAAACUAAUAAAUUCCAUCUCAGCAACCGAUCUCAAUCUCAACAAGGUCAACCAUUUCACAGGUUGUACAACACCAAUCCUGGUGGCCUUGUUCAUCACCAUAAUCAUCAAAAUCACGACCGUAGCACGGAUAUGUUGGAUUCUUCUUCAAUAUCGAGAUGGCAAAAUAAUUACUCAAACCCGAAUAAUUUCAAUCGGAGUUGUCCCGAAAUUUUGUUUCAAAUUCCAAACACCCAUCAAAUUAGCGUCCACGAUCCGAAACCCGUAGAUUAUUCUGCAUCUGGUUCUGCAUCAUCAUCAUGUCGUGGUGGAGGAGGCGGAGAAGGGGGCGCUAAUUCGGACAGCCUGAACGACUCGAAUGGUGGUGGUGGCGAUACGACAUUUAAUUACUCACUCAGAUUUGCAGAAGAUGACGGUGAUGAGGAUCAUCAUCACACCGGGGGAAAUAAUAAAUCAGAUGACACGGUGAAAACCUACUGUUAUGAAGGAACCCCACAAACAUUUUCAAAAUCCAAUUCAUGUCAAGAUCUCGUCCAAGAAUUAGAAUUUGAACGAGCUGAAGCUUCUUCAUCAUCUAAUCCUAAUGAUUGUCAUGGUGGGGGGUUUGGCAAGACUGCUGGUUCGCUAGCCAACAAGUUGCAACCCAUCGAUGAAGUAAAACCUUAUUAUGUAGAAAACACUCCGGCAGCAUUUUCACGAGCUAGCUCACUUAGUUCGAUCCACUCCUCGGAUGAAGCGUUGCACGAGGAAAACGCAGACUUUGCAGAAUCUUCAGAACAGCAACAACAAAAACAACAGAAUUUAAAGUCACCUGAAAAACAUGUCGAUUCUCAGCAAAGUUUGACAAUUCAAAUUCCUCCACAACCAAUUCCACGCAAGAGGAGCAGCCUUCCGCAUACGCCUCGAGUAACAUUCUCUGCAGAAGAGACCCCACUAAUGUUCUCGAGAUGCAGUUCCGUCGCCAGUUUGGACAGUUUGGAUGUCGGGCAGGGAGAAUCUGGUGGAGUUGGUGGACAUCGGAAUGAUGACGAUCUUAGUGACUACAGUCGACGAGAAAGUGAAGUUGUGAGCCCAUCAGAGUUGCCAGAUUCGCCGAGAGCGUUAGUUCCUCCAGUGAGAUUUUUGGAAAGGAACAAUGGAGUCCGACCAGAGCCAAAAGAACGAAGCAAAACGGAACACAAAAAUUGCGACGAGGAUGACGUAAAAGUUUACUCUGUUUCGAUGGUUGAAAAGAGUGGGUUCAAUAGUUGCCGGAGCCUCAGCCCACUAACUGUGGAUGGAGAAGAGCUGGAAAUCAUUAGAAAAGAUAAACUUGAUGCUGUCGGACAGGGAAGAGAAAUCCCACUCUCUACAUCAGAAGAGACUCCAACGGGUGCCGUGGGAGGAGGAGAAGAAGAGGGCAAUACUGGUGACAAGCCUGUACCGGUGAAGAGAGCUGCAUUUCCUGACGAUGAGCUCAAAGUUUUUGCUAUGGAAGGAACCCCAUUUUACGGAGUAUCUACCGCAACUUCUUUGAGUGAUUUAAUGGCGGAUAUUGAAGACACUCCGACAGGAGGUGAUAUUCCAACUAAAUCUAAUCGGCUACAAAAACCGAAUCAACAGCAAGUUGCAGCUGGAGAAAUCAGAUCAACGGAAGUUCAAAAUGCAGAAAAUGCUGCUCUCGCUGUCGUAAAUGCAGAGAGCCAACCCCACAAGAAAAGUGUGCACAAUGUAAAUGGAGAGAUGGGAAAAGUAGUUGAAGGAAAUUCCAAGAAACUUGACGAGUCUAUUACUACAACUACAGGUGAAGAGUCAAUUUAUAGUGAUGCUCAACUACUGGAAAAAUGCAUUAGAGUCGGAAAAGCAAUGGGGAUUCCCAAGAGUCAAUCAGAAUUUCGAAUAUCUGACAAUGAAAACCUUCCCACUGGACAAACAGGAAUCAAAAACCCACUACAACCCAAGAUGUCGAGCAGUAAUAACGUUGGAGGAAAACAAAAGCUGACCAGCAAGUCGCAAGACUUUGAAUUUGACGAUCCCGACCUGGCUGCUCUCAUUCAGAUUGGGCGUAAUCGAACCAAAGACAAGGAUAAGACAUCGUCCAAAAAUAAAGGGAGCAGUAAAAAGACAAAUGGGAAAACAAAUAUGCAUAAUUCUUCUUCUUCAAUGGCACCACCACUUCCUAAAUCUAAUCCUCCUCAUGCUCAACCAGCAGCAAUUCAAGGUGACAAUGAAAGUAAAAUCGUCACUACCACCAUGGAGAAAGUAGUUAUGAAUCAGCACAAUAAUGCCACUGGUCAGACUGAAAAUUUAACACCAGUAGUGGCACUGUCACCAGAAGACAAUAAAAAUGAUGUAUCACUUACGUCUAAUCAUGAAACUCGUCCAAAACUGGACAAGUUGGAUUCUACUGAACGCAAAUCAACGGAAGAAUGUUUCUCAAGUGUUUCGGAGGAAAGUCCGUUAACAAAUUCCAACAAUAAUGAAUCAGAAUCAAAUGGGUCGAAUGUCACAUCUAACUCUGACCUAGGAUCGCAUCAAGUUGAUGCGGUACAAACACCUCUGGACCCAAACCAGGUUUCGACAAUGUCUAUUGGAUCGGAAUGGAAUGACGAGACGCCAACAUUCUCUUCUCCAAUUCCAUCAAUGUCUAUUUCUACCGCCUUCAAACUUGCGGAGAGCAUUAAUGUCGAGUCCUUGCCUAUAGACAAGAACAGCAAACCUCCGCUUCCACCCAAAACUCGUUCCUCCCUUGGGAAUAUUAAACAGCAAAUGAAUAUGAACGACAGCAUGAACUUGAGCUGCUACUCUGUCGCUUCCUCUGUUCAAAAUGAUCUUUUGGAUAAUGUAGAGCCUCCCUCGAUCUUUUCCAACUUGGUGUCUUCCACAGAUUGUGUUGCUGGAAACCUACAGAUUAAUCCGAAAUCUCAAACCUCAUCCAACCUAUCGGACAAGCUGAAUAAAAAGUGGAAGGCGUUAGUCGAUGGGGGAAACACCAGUUCAAUAUCUAACUUAACUGGACAAAAACCACCACCGGAUUUCGACAUGGAAAACAGCAUGAUCUCAGUGGCUAGCAUCAAGUCAGAGAUUUAUGAAUUAUCCUCUUCCAAUGAUGUGUUUGAAUCAGCAGUUGAGGAUCAAGCCAGGCAAGGGGGAGGAGGAGGAGGAGGAGGAGAUAACAGCAUAGGCGCAAAUACGUACACAAUAUUUCCCCCGGAAAAUGCUAAUCGAUUAUCCGGUGUAAAGUCUACAGAUUUAAGCGACGGACGGAACACGGUCAUAAGUGAGGAUUUCACAGAUGCAGAAGACAUUGAAGAAUUUGAAACCGCUCCGAUGGAGGAUUUGAGUGAGGAUGGAAUUGUUAAACCAGAAAAGACGGACGAUGAGAAAGAAAUCACAACAAGUAAUAAAAUACCAAUUGGUACAGUUUCUCCCUCAAACGCUCAAACGAAACCGUUAAUGGAGGUCCAUCCACUUGUCGAAACAAACAAGUAUAAUACAUUUGUGGUGAAAAAGUCUCCAAUGUCGUCGCCAAGAGCCUCUCCACGACAAAAGCGACGCGAUGAUCCCGACCGAUACAGGACCCACACUAUCAAUCCGGUCAACAUGGGGAAGGCAUUUACACAAGAUGCGAAUGGAAACCCAGACUUGAAAUUCGCCACUUUCAGAGUCGGAGGUCCCAAAGUUAUCAAGCCACAAAACAUGAAUAAUGUUGCUCUUGUUGAUUCAGACUCUAGUAAUUCGCAGACAUCAACUCCUGGUCACUCCCCGAAAGGGAUUCGAGGACGGCGGAGACCACUAUACAGCUCUCUUCCACCGAGUGCGAUUGUUCGAAAGCAGAAAACUGCUCCGCCACCCGUACCUCCAAAACCUGCAAGGCAAGCGAGCUCAUCACCUGCCCGGAGUACGACCAGCUCCAUUACCGGUACUUCUUCUGGGGUGUACGUCCGUCCAACUAGAACAACUGAGUUACGAAUUGCGGCAAACAAUGGUUCCAGGGAUACUUCUCCUAUGAGGAAGAAAGGAGGAGAAACUCUGAGUAGUCGCAACAGUUCGAAUUCCAGUCUCAACCUUAUUCACGGAACGUCCUCUCGAAUGUCUGAUUGUGGAGGAUCCAUCAUCUCGUCGGCCUCCGAAAGACCAAAAGUCGCACCCAAGCCCCCUGUGAGGACCACCCCUUCUGCAACCUCCACCUUUUCCAGUUCUGGGUCCAACGUGCCGAUUCACAUCAAAGCGAGCAAUUCCUCAUUCGGACUAGGACAACAGGUCAAAAUGACCGAUUCUAACUUGAAGGGAUACAGCACUCUCCCAAAAUCGAGCAAAUUUCGCUCUGAAACUCCCUUUUCUAUGGAUCGCUACUCUACCGGAGGUGAAAGCAAAGAAAGCAUUCCUGGGAGUGAAAAGUCUGGAAAGAGUAGUGGAAUUGGAAAAAUUACGAAUUUGUGGAAAAAGAUGGACUUUCGGAGCCACACCAACAACAAGGAUGCGCAACAACAACAAAUCACAACUACCGGAAGUGGCAAUGUCAACUCAUCAUCUGAUACUGGCAAAUCGAACAACAAGUCGAUCUUGCAAAAUUCAGAAAAAGACAUCAAAAAAUCGAACCCGGCUAAAUCCAAGCUUCAAAACUUUUUUGGUCGAGGGAAAAAAGAAAAACCCCAAACCAGUGGAAUUCCAAAAAGUACAUGUCAGAAGCAGCCCUUUCGUGAGCCCCUUCCCAUCCAUUCAGAUCCUGUUUGUAAUAUUGUUUCUGCUGAUACUGCACCUGCUUCAACGAGCAACAUCCGGGUGAGAAGGGACGGGGACAUUAAUAAAGUCAUCGUGCCACCUUUCAAUUACACGCCUCCUGAUCGAUCCACGACAUCCGCUACAAAUAAUGUCAAAAAAAGGACUGAUAAUAAUGAUGAGCCAUCCAGCACAGCACCACUUCGAACUUCCAAAAUCACGACUGUGUGAUCGAAUUGUUUGUUACACAUUAAACCAUUUGUUUUUCAGUAACUAGUUACUUAUUUGCAGUCAAUUUAAAUUGGCUUUGUUACUUUACGUUCCAUACAUAUACCUGAACUGAUUUUGAUUCGUGUUAAUUAAUAAUGCAAGAAUAUUUUAAUUCGUUUUAACUAAUAAUGCAAUAGUAUUUUGACUUCAAUAAGUUUUAUUUGUUUUAGACUGAUGACAUUUUAUGAACGGAUCUCGAUUCUAUUAUUUUAUGCUAAAAGUCGGUAUCGUGUCUUGUGGCAAUUUUUAUAUAAGAUUAUAAUACUUGAAAUUUUAUGUAUUUAUUAUUUAUGUCGUACUACAAUUAUUGUCUUGCGCCUAACCUACAUAUUUAUGCAUCCUGACCUUAUUAACAUUCCUAAAUACUUUUAUGAGAUUAUAUUCAUGUCGAAAUUAUUUUGUGCCAAUAUAAAAUGCUAAUAUUUUUAACUAUGAACGUAAUUCUGUUUUUGUUGCAAUAUUGUAAUAUUUCGUGGAUAAUCAGUUAAUGUGUGCUUAAUUUUUUUUAACUAAUUUAUAAUUUUAAAUAAUUACAUUUAAUGUAAGGUGUUGACGUACAUACUUUGUCUGCAAAAUAAUAAUAAAAUUUCCUCAUGCGUAUAUUGUCUA
Messenger RNA from Folsomia candida, 8743 nucleotides. RefSeq names its product adenomatous polyposis coli protein. Gene Ontology annotation, biological process: negative regulation of canonical Wnt signaling pathway; G protein-coupled receptor signaling pathway; cell migration. NCBI's taxonomy places the organism in Eukaryota, Metazoa, Arthropoda, Collembola, Entomobryomorpha, Isotomidae. The transcript is spliced from 10 exons. The record is from RefSeq and is a predicted model, not a curated record. Gene Ontology annotation, cellular component: cytoplasmic microtubule; catenin complex; beta-catenin destruction complex. Gene Ontology annotation, molecular function: beta-catenin binding; gamma-catenin binding; microtubule binding. Bases 1019 to 8095 code for a protein of 2358 amino acids.